CACCCGCCUUUUACCUCAUCCGCUUAAUUGCACCGGCCGGUCCCUGCCUUUGUGCCUAGCCAGCCAAGAAGAUACUUUUCAUCUCCUACCCGCGGUCACCGCGCACGGAAGCGGCGGCGACGGCGCCAUGGGGAGGCCUCCCUGCUGCGACAAGGUGGGCGUGAAGAAGGGGCCCUGGACGCCGGAGGAGGACCUCAUGCUCGUCUCCUACAUCCAGGAGAACGGUCCCGGGAACUGGCGCGCCGUGCCGACAAACACUGGGCUGAUGCGGUGCAGCAAGAGCUGCCGGCUUCGGUGGACCAACUACCUUCGGCCGGGGAUCAAGCGCGGAAACUUCACCGACCAGGAGGAGAAGCUCAUCGUCCACCUCCAGGCGCUUCUCGGCAACCGAUGGGCGGCGAUAGCGUCCUACUUGCCGGAGCGAACGGACAACGACAUCAAGAACUACUGGAACACGCACCUCAAGAAGAAGCUCAAGAAGAUGCAGGCCGAAGGUCAUGAGGGCGGCGCCUCCGAAGGUGGCGACGGCGGCAGUGUCGCAAAGGCGGCCGCCCCCAAGGGGCAGUGGGAGCGCCGUCUGCAGACGGACAUCCACACCGCGCGGCAGGCGCUCCGUGACGCGCUCUCGGUCGAGCCUUCUCCGUCCGCCGCAAAGGCGCUAGCGGUGCCGGCGUUGCCGACGCCACCUGGGUCGGUGACGACGUACGCCUCGAGCGCAGACAACAUCGCGCGGCUUCUGGAGGGGUGGAUGCGCCGCGGGGGCAGCAGCAAGGGACCGGAGGCGUCGGGGUCGACUACGUCCACGACGGCUACCACGCACCAGCAGCCACAGUGUUCCUGGGAUGCCGCGGCGUCCCCGUCGGCGAGCCACAGUGGCGGUGGCACGGUCGCGGCGCAGACGCCUGAGGGCUCGUCCCAGACGAGCAACCUGGCCAGCACUGGCGCCCCGCCAGCGUUCUCCAUGAUAGAGAGCUGGCUGCUCGACGACGGCAUGGGGCACGGCGAGGGGGGCCUCAUGGACGACGUGGUGCCACUGGGGGACCCCAGUGAGUUCUUCUAAGUACGGCGCUCGUGUACCAACCGGGAAUUAAUCGACUAGAACAAGAACAAAUAUUCAAGAAAGGUGAUCGCCGAUCGAGUAGUUGAGCAGAAACAACUAAAGGCCGGGGAUUCCAAUUCUCGGUGAUUUUAAAUCGAGCUGGGUGUCGAUCCAGUUUGUUUAAUCUUCUUAGAUUUUAGUUACUGUUUCCGAUGUUAAUUAGGGUUUCGAACUGAUCAUGUCCUAAAUGGAUCCUGCAGCAGGCGGAUAAAGAAAGAAGUGUACAUCCUGUAAGAGAAAGAUCUAUAUAGAUGUUACAUAUAGAUGCUUAAUUUAUACUAUUAGAGCACUCUUUAUACUA
Messenger RNA from Lolium perenne, 1400 nucleotides. RefSeq names its product myb-related protein 306. Lineage: Eukaryota; Viridiplantae; Streptophyta; Magnoliopsida; Poales; Poaceae. The record is from RefSeq and is a predicted model, not a curated record. Gene Ontology annotation, biological process: response to auxin.